This is a messenger RNA of Carassius gibelio (silver crucian carp), 5866 nucleotides long. Its product is annotated as SH3 and multiple ankyrin repeat domains protein 2-like. The transcript has 12 exons. The record is from RefSeq and is a predicted model, not a curated record. The coding region runs from base 1 to 3990 and encodes 1329 amino acids. Gene Ontology annotation, molecular function: synaptic receptor adaptor activity; ionotropic glutamate receptor binding. Gene Ontology annotation, cellular component: dendritic spine; postsynaptic density; postsynaptic membrane. Lineage: Eukaryota; Metazoa; Chordata; Actinopteri; Cypriniformes; Cyprinidae.
AUGGCUGCCAGAGAAUCAGAAAUGUAUUUCUCCAUGGCCUCCAUUUCUAGAGAAGAAAGCGAGCAUUACAAGAAACAGAGGAACAAGCAGACACAAUACAAGAGCCAACCCAUGCAGGAACACUCCCCACUGCGCCUCCCUGUUCCAAUGUCACUCCACCACCAGGGUGCGGAACUGGAUGGAAUAGUUGAAAACAGAAUUGUCACCUUGGCAGAGAUCAUGCGGUUCCCCGAGGUCCCGCUGAACUCCAGACAGCGAGGCUCUCUUCAGAAGAACAGUCUUUCUAUGUCUCGGGGGCUGCUGCGCUCCAACAGUGACAUGAACCUGGUGACGCGAGCCAUGAGUCCAGAGCAGCUCAGUCUGUCCCUGCAGAAGAUGCAUAGAGACCCGAGCGGACGGGGAAAGAUGAUGGGCCGCGGCGGCAGAUCCAUCCCGAGCAGCCAUUCCCUGUCCAUCAGCCUGGAGGAUGAGCAGAGCGUGCCGCAGAAAUGUGUCAAUGGCAGGCCGUGUGUCCAGAGCUCCAGGAGAAAGCUGUACAGCGCUGUUCCUGGCCGUUAUUUUAUCGCUGUCCGCUCAUACCAACCUCAAGCUGGCGGAGAAAUCAGCCUGCACAAGAAUGACAGGGUCAGAGUUCUGAGCGUGGGUGAAGGUGGAUACUGGGAGGGCUGCUGUCGAGGACAGGUGGGCUGGUUCCCUGCCAGGUGUCUGGAAGAGAUUCCUGUCAAACCUGACAAAGAGAGACCAAAGAGCAGAAUGGAGCGCAGCGACAGGAAAAAUCUCUUCAAACAUUUCACUGCUGGUUCCUAUGACAGCAUCGAUGGGAGGAGGAUGAUGAAGGGCUUGAAUAACGCGAGUCAUUUCCUCCACAGCGAUUGUGUGACCGAGCAGAAAACAGUGGUUUUGCAGAAGCAGGAGAACGAAGGCUUCGGGUUUGUGCUGCGAGGAGCUAAAGCAGACAUACCCAUCGAGGAGUUCAUCCCGACUCCUGCGUUCCCGGCGCUGCAGUACCUGGAGUCUGUGGAUGAGGGCGGCAGCGCUUGGCAGAUGGGGCUCCGCACGGGAGACUUUCUCAUCGAGGUCAACCAUCAGAAUGUGGUGAAGAUGGGGCACCGACAGGUCGUUAACAUGAUUAAACAUGGAGGAAACCGACUGGUCCUCAAAGUGGUGACAGUGAGCAGGAAUCCCGAACAAGAUGGCAAACCCCGUAAAAAAGCUCCUCCUCCACCCAAGAGAGCCCCGACAACUGCACUCUCAAUGCGAUCCAAGUCCAUGACAUAUGAACUAGAAGAAUUAGGAAUCGCAGGAGAAGAAAAGAAGCUCCUGAUACCUCCACUGCUCAAGUUCACCAGAAGUGUCUCUAUGCCUGACACAUCUGAGGAUAUUCCCCCACCUCCAGGUGUCUCUCCUCCAUCCCCACCUUACAAUCCCCGUACUCCUAUGGUACAAGGAUAUGAGCCCAACCAGUCCAUUUACACACAGAACUCAACAGGCAGAUUCCACACUAUAGACAGAGAUCUAGUCGGGUACCAUCGUCAAAACUAUGAACAAUAUGACUGUCAAACUCCUUCAGCUGCCCAGCAAAACAUGUUUUCCCAUAACCCAUAUUCAGACUUAGUGGGGAAAACUUUGUAUAUCCCACCAAAACCAGCUCGUAGGAAGUGUACAUUGAUAAAGCAGCCAAAUGUUGAGAAUAGCUCUGAGAAAACAUGUUCAAUCCCAAUACCAACAAUUAUUGUCAAAGAGCCUUCAACUAGCAGUAGUGGCAAAAGCAGCCGAGGAAGUAGCAUGGAAAUUGAGACUAGCGCCUCUGAGCAGCCAGACCAAUUACAUCCAGACAGCAGUGUCACCAAGAGCAACCCAUUUGCAGCUGCUAUUGCAGGGGCAGUACGUGACCGUGAGAAGCGUCUUGAAGCACACAAGAACUCCCUAGGGUUCCUGUCAAUGGAUCUCGGAGAUGAGGAUCCAUUUAUCCCAACCCCUCGUUUACGCCAGUCUAUGUCCAUAGAUGAAGGCAUGUUUGCCAAUGAUAAGAGUUUACAGAAGCUUAUGGCUCCACCGGCUUCUUUAUUAGAGCUACAGCAAAUUGGAAGCAGAGGCAACAUGACUGACUUUACCAUCCCAGAACCAACAAUUGAGCCCUUCACAACACGCACCGGGAGCUGCCCCAAUACAGAUGCUCCCAUUAGUCUUGAUGGAGAUUUCCAAAACCAGACAUCAGGAAAGACUUGUGAUAUUCGUCCACAUUUGGCUCUGGGUCUAGCUGCAAGUAAUAGAGCUCUGAAGGAGCACGUGCAACCCCCUCUUCCUCCACCUAAAGGAGAAUCUCACAGAGCAAACCUCAACCAGCCACUCUUCAUAGACACCAAGCUACGCUCAAAUAUUGAAGCCAACUUUGUUGCCACAGCUGCAGUGGUUCAAGCAAAAGAUUGUGGAGGUUUGUUUAGACACACAAGAGAGUCUAAUCAUGAAACAGAAAAGGCAAAGGAAAGUAAUCCAUCUGAGCAGUCAAAGAACUCCAACAACUCAUCACAACAGCAGUCAGCAGGGCUCCUCAUGGUCCACACACAAGACAGGGCAAAGACAAAAGUAAACAGUCAGCCUAAUAGACUAGAACAAGAAGAGUCCCCUGGAAUGGACAAUGGACCCAUUGAUUCCAACAUCAAACAUACAGCCCACAACUCCCAGCCACCUCAUAUGAGGACCAUCGUCACCUCUGCCACCUCUGUGGAGGAGCCUGUCAAGUUUACCUGUACCAUUCCUCUGCCCCCAAUGACCUCGGUGGAUAUUGAUGAGGAGUUUGAACCCUUGCCUCCACCUCUGGAGUUUGCCAACAGCAUUGAUGUUCCUGAGGACCAGGUAGUGGAGAUUCUCAAACAGAAACAGAAUAAUGCAACCAUAGGAUCUGUUUAUCAUUCACGUGCUUCUACCACUGACAGUGUGGAGUCCAAGUCUCUUUCGGGGAUUGUAAACUCAAUGACUCUUCACACCUACCCUCCACCACCUCCAGAAAUGUUUGAGCCAGUCACGGACUCAGGCAUCGAGGAAGUCGACAGUCGGAACAAUGGGGACCCUCACUUUGAUGUCAAUAGUACAAUUUCUACAGUGUCCAGUACCUUUACACUUUCAUCAGAAGGAAUUGACGACACAUGUGUAGCUUAUGCAGAUGGGCAGACUCUUUCGAUGGACAGACAAACUGUUCCAUCAAAGCUAAAAAUGAAGCCCAUAAUCAAUAAAAGCAAUGCACUUUACAGGGACCCUUUGAUACACGAGAGCAUAGAGUCUUUCGGACAGCCACCACCAGCCCCUCCACCACCCCUGGGUUGUGGAGCACAAUCUGAGCUUCGCAAAAAGCUUGCUCAGCGAGGCACUAAACUGUGGGAACCCCAUGAGCUCCCGAACCCACUCGAUGCAGAUCCUAAAUCCAAUGUGAUCAAUGAGCUUAGUUCCAAACUUCAGCAGAUGAACAAGGACAGAUUUCCAACCCAGGGAGGGUCACCACCUGCAGGAUCCAAAAGCAUUGGAUCAAGAGAGUGGAUGGCCCAAGUCUCAACACAGAGACACUUGCCACCUCAGGCUUCCAGUCCAGCCUCGCCUCCUCCAGAAUCUGGGCAUAGCUCGUCUCUCCCAGGCUCUGCUGCCUCCCCCACAUUAACAGAUGUGUGUAGACCUCCAUCUCCACCCAUGGUGAAUGCAGAGCAAUGCUACAGCCCCAGCUCAGUCAGCAGUCAGUCACCGUCCCCUCUCACACUGUUUCAGGCUUCAGACAAGCCCUUUGCUGACAAACCUGUCCUACUCUGGACCAAACAUGAUGUAGUCGACUGGCUUGAAAGCCUCAACUUGCAGGAACACAAGAAGGCCUUCUUGGACAAUGAAAUCGACGGCACCCACCUUCCCAACCUCCAAAAGGAAGACCUUGUAGACUUGGGUGUUACUCGUGUUGGUCACCGGAUGAACAUUGAAAGGGGUCUCAAACUUCUCAUGGACAGAUAAAGGGUGAAAUACCCUCUGUAGAGUGCUUGGCAUGGAUAAUGGCUUGAUCAAUCCCUCGUUUUCUCUAACUUCUUUCAGUCUAUCUGUGAUGCUUCUGUUGGAAAUCAUGGGAUGAUGUUCCCUCUAUUGUUGUCAGAGGCAUAGUAAGUACCAUAGAUGCAGAACUGCACUCAGAAACACUAAGAGGACUUGUUCUUGCCAUCAAAAGCUCUGUCUAAAUGACAGGAGUUUGUCUCACGUGGACAACUCUAACAAGCAGAGCUGGGAGGUCCUUUUGUUAUUUUACCUUUGAUACAGCUAUUUCUGGGAAAAUUUAAUUUCAGAUGAUUUCUGCAAGCGUUCUGUAUGUGGCAGAGAACAUGGAUACCAAGAAAAGCACUGUUGUUGGCUGAAAACAUUAAAUUCACUCAGGCUUUGACAGGAACAUGUAUUCACAUCCUUCACAUCCACACAUUCAUGAUAAGUGCAAGGGAUGGUGGCACAAGUGAAGCCACACUUGAUACCUGAUCCUUCUUGAUUUCCAUGAGACUGAAUGAGGCGAAAAUUAAAUACACAUAUGCUUUUCCUAACAUUUCCCCAAACAAAAAGGAUAUUUUUUUGUGUUCUUACUGCAGAUAUGCCAAGAUAUAGAGAUUUAAAAACUUGAGGCUUGAGAGGAAGAAUGAUCUUAAUGAGAGCUUAUGGCAUAGCUCAUAAAUCAGGUGUAAUUAUUGUGCUUAUCAGCUGCCGUGGAUCACAUAUCAUCUAUAGAAGCUUAACAUUAAGAGAGCAACGGAGCUUUUUUAUAUUGUGAUUUGGUUGUGGAUUGUGAUAUUGUUUGUAUGAAAGUUGAUGUUAAUAUGAGGUUGCUGAGGACUGUAAGUGUGUGCUGGAUUUUAAACAGAAGGAAUGCGGUCAAAACUAUUUUGUAAAAUGAAAUGAAUGCAUAGAGGAAUAGCUCACAAUAAUAUCAAUAAGAUAUUGAAAAGAGAAGCUUGGAAUUAAAUGGAAAGUCACUUAUUUUAAUGUGAGUUGCAGUUUUGGAGAUUCCCAGAGUCCGGUUGGUUUUCUUUCUUUGUUAGACAGUAAACUGAGGCUGUAUUAAUCAGGUUUAGUUAUUACACAACUUGGAAUCAUGUUUCUUAGCCAACAUACAAUAUAUAAAUUCAGUAAAUUAUUACCUUUUUUAAAGUUUUAUUUUUGUAAUGUAAUGUCUCUCUCUCUCUCUCUAACACACAUAUAUAGUUAUUACUCAUUGCUGAGAUUCUGCUUGGUGACUCUCAGUAUGAGUGAAUAUAGAACAAUAUCUUUUAAAUGUGGGACAGAUAUUAAAAAUCGCAAGCCUUUCCUGAACAAAGGUUUGCCAAUACACUGCUGCUACUGUGAAAAUAGGCAUUUUAGAUGUCAUCUUUGGAUAGCAUAUAAUAGAAUAAGAGUAUUUUUGAUUUAUAUUAUUAUAUUGCCUUUUCUAAAUGCAAUUGUAAUGGUAUUGCUUCCCACUUAAGUGUGGUUUACAAAAAAAAAAAAAAAAAAAUGGGUAUAUUUGUUUGAUUCUUAAUAUAGCAAAUCCAAAAAAAAGCUAUAUAUUUAUACUAUGGAUAAUUCAUUCUGUAUAUAUUUAGAUAAUGUACCCCAUCAUUUAACAAGCAAAAUGUUGACCUGAUAAAACACAUUUCUAUUGAAUUGUCAAUUAUUGUUCAGCUAUGAUUUUUCUUCAACCUAUUUUGCUUUACUUUGAAGACUUGUGUUCACAUUGUUAAUGUUGCUGUAAGAUCUUCUUAAAUGGAAUCAGUAACUCAUUGCAGUGACCAAUGAAACAAUAGGAUUUUUGAGUUUGAGCGCAGUUAUACCUUGUAUGGCAAACAAAACUGAAAGAAAUAAAUAUUGCUGGAGUUGA